Messenger RNA from Umbelopsis ramanniana AG, 776 nucleotides. RefSeq lists its product as uncharacterized. NCBI's taxonomy places the organism in Eukaryota, Fungi, Mucoromycota, Umbelopsidomycetes, Umbelopsidales, Umbelopsidaceae. Bases 302 to 568 code for a protein of 88 amino acids. The record is from RefSeq and is a predicted model, not a curated record. The transcript has a single exon.
GGACACCUCUGGUCAGCAAGAUGUUACUCAUGAACUCGAACUUGAAUUUAUAGACACCCGAAUAUUAGCGGCUGAGAAGAGGAAGCAGGCUCAAGGCGAGGCAUCCGAAUUUGCAUCAAUGGUAGAAGUAUUUUUAGACAAUGCCAGAAUUUUAAGUAAACGAGGAGGACGUGCUUGACAUUCGGCUGCACUUUCCUAACUGCAAUGGUUUCGUCAUAAUGCGCUCAUUACUGUGACUGGUCCGAAAUUUAUAUAAAAUGACGCUCUUUAUCCCACAUUCAAUGUACAUACUUAUAACAAAAUGGAUAAAAUCAAGAGUGAAAUCAAGAACGUCUUCAACAAGGGAGAUAACAAGCAGAGUGCCACUAAUGUCGACCACUCAAAGGAUUCUGCUCCUCAAAUUACCCGCUCCGAACCUAGCGAAGUGCACGACGCCUCUUUAAACCAAAUUCACCAAGCUGAGGAGAAGGAAAGACAAGAGAGAAUGCACACCGAUCAGGAGCAAGCCAAGGAAAACGCAAACAAGCUUGCAGACAUGGUUGAUCAGAAUGUACACACUCAACAAUGAUGACUAUAACCCAUAAUACUCUAUCCCACAUCAAUAUAAUGAAAUUGUUCAAUAAAUCUAUGUAGCUUGGCAAAAUAUUGGGAUGUUCUAUGUUGGUUUUGGUUGAGGGAAGUGAAGUAUUUACAAAUACAUCAUAUAAUAUUGCCUACAAUAAAAUCUAGAUGUUGGUACAUUUGGUAUCCUAGGAUAUGCCUAGUGAGCGCUUGCU